AUGGGGAACCCAGAGAAAAGGAGAGAGGAGGUAUCCUCAGAGGUGGAAGGGGGGGCUCCCCCAUUCAGCUACUUCCUGCUCAAUCCCUCCCUUGAGCCCUAUGAUGGUGAGCGUGAGGAUUCAGGCCCUACCCCUAGAGAUGAGGAAAAUGGGCCCACGUUCACCUCCGGGAGACUGCUGAGCCACAGAGGUGCUAGAUUGGGCGAGGGCGUGUUCGCGCAGCUGGUGGCCCGAGAUGUGCUGCUGGAGGGAGGGCUCCUGCACUGGUACAGUGACCCUGGCUUCAGAGGCGUGUUCCUGGCCCCCGGCCUGAGUUACGACGAGCACACGCAGGAGCUGGUGGUGUCUGAGGCUGGCAUCUACUAUGUCUUCUUGCACGUGAAACUGCAACGUGUGGUGGCCAGAGCUGGCUCUGGCUCGGUCUCCAUUGCCCUGCACCUGCAGCCACUGGGCACAGGCACUGCAGCUCUGGCCCUGACCUUGGAUCUGCCGUCUCCAACCUCUGAAACCCCGGACUCAGCAUCUGGUUUCCGGGGUGGCCUGCUGCACCUGGGUGCUGGCCAGCGCCUAGGUGUCUACCUCAGUGCUGCGGACGGGGUGCACCCUGCCUGGCAGCUUGCACAAGGUGCCACAGUCUUGGGACUCUACCAAGUGGCCACCAAGGUCCCCGCUGGAUUCCCCUCUGGACAGCCUUCAUGA
Messenger RNA from Miniopterus natalensis, 699 nucleotides. The record is from RefSeq and is a predicted model, not a curated record. NCBI's taxonomy places the organism in Eukaryota, Metazoa, Chordata, Mammalia, Chiroptera, Miniopteridae.